Panicum virgatum (switchgrass) is the source of this 1091-nucleotide messenger RNA. RefSeq names its product vascular-related unknown protein 1-like. The transcript has 3 exons. Gene Ontology annotation, biological process: xylem development. The coding region runs from base 72 to 545 and encodes 157 amino acids. The record is from RefSeq and is a predicted model, not a curated record. Lineage: Eukaryota; Viridiplantae; Streptophyta; Magnoliopsida; Poales; Poaceae.
UUUGUGUAUAUAAAGAGACAGCAACACCUGACCCCCUCAAGGCCUCACAACCUACCUGCACCUUCUUCCCAAUGGAGAACUCAGGCGAAGACCUCUCUUCCACGGCCAACCACUUCUUCUCUUCCGGCGACGGCAGCGCCGCCGCCUCCGAGGAGAGCGGCUGGACGUCGUACAUCGACUACUUCAUGGAGAUGCAGCAGCGAAAGAAAGGGGAGGCGAGCCUUGCUGCUGGUGCUCUCUCAACUGACGACGAUGUUGGACGAUGCCGUUCUUCAUCGGAUCACAGUGGUGAUUGUGGAUUAGGAGCCUUCACAUGGCUGCCGGCGCUCGUCGAGCCGUCGGUGGUGUCGAGAAGGUUGAGCCUCAAGGAGGGUUGGAGGAGGAAGAAGAAGAUCAUGUAUGAUGAGUCAUUGGAAGAUACUGCCACAUCUCCUAUCAGUAGCCCUAAGUUGAUCGAGUUGAGGGACUCUGAUGCCAACCACCAGAGGAAAGGGAAUUCUUGUGAUGAGGUUUCACAUUCUAAGUUUGACCUUCAAGUCACAUAAAAGAGCAGCAUUUAAGAAAAAAAAAGCUAAAUCUCACUUUGGUGUACGUUAUCCUGAAUUUAUAGAAGAAUACAACUGGUGGCGAUGUAAAUGGAGCAAAUGCAACAACAGACACGACAAUCAAAGAAGAUGGUGCGUAUGACAACAACGAGCUGAGGAAGAAAGGGCUUUCCUUGGUCCCAGUGUCUGUUUUUCAUGUAUAGCUGAUUGAUCCCAUUAAACUCAUUGGUUGCUACCUGCUUGUACAUAUAUAUGGUAAUAAGGUAGCAUCAACCCUAUCACAAAUAAUGUACAUGUACACACACUUGCACAUAUGAAAAGAAGGUAGAUAGUCUUGUGACCAAGGUGUGGGGCAGCUUGUGAACGUUAGUCUGUUCCUGUUCAUGAAAGGGUACAAAGUUCACAUGUGAAAAGGCACAAACUAAGGAUUUAGUGUUAGGUGAGGCAUCACAAUGGUGUGUUAGAUAUGGGGUCUAUUCCAUCUUGUGAAGGUUAGUUAUUCUGUUCAUGUAUGAGCUAGUUGUUGAUCUAUCUGUUCCUUCCUCA